Molecule: messenger RNA, 987 nt
Organism: Symbiodinium sp. CCMP2456
Lineage: Eukaryota; Dinophyceae; Suessiales; Symbiodiniaceae
Source: the annotation of a GenBank genome assembly
AUGGGCAAACGAGACAUCAGCGACGACGACGAUGAUGGAGGCAAGAGGAGAAAAGGUGGAUUCUCGGAUCAUGCACCACCGGACGAUGGCCAGUCUGCUGAAAUCCAGCUGGACCACAUGCUCGCUGGUGGAGCAGGGCUUGGAGGGAUCGGUUUGGGUGGAGUUGGCCUGGGCAUGGGCAACAUGGGCAUGCCCAGCAUGGCAAUGCCCACACCCGGCCUGUCAGUUCCAGGUGCCAGUGCCACGCCGGAUUUGGAUCCAUUGAAACCAGCCACUACUCCAAUGGACUUCUCCAAGCUAGGCGCAAAUACGCCCAGUCAAGAGUUCCCUGUGCCGCGAGACAUGGUGGAGUACCUCAUGACGCCUGAACACCGGCAGAUUCUCCUUGAGGAAUCAGGCUGUGAUGUCGACUGGGCGCCAGACGAGUCCAAGGUCCAACUGAAAGGCUCCGCGGAGCAGAUCCGCAAGGCACAGCGCUUGCUCCAGCGUGUGCUCAUGCACUGCAACUGGGGGCGCAGCGAAGCAAAGGUCCGGCGACUACUGAAACCGAAGAUUAUCGAGUCAGCCGUUCUGCGGCUGUCGCCGAUGAAUACUUUGCCUGCUGGACAGAAAACACUCAGCCAGACACAGCCUGUGAUUUCGAUCGGCAAGGACAAAAAAAUCAACGACAUCGUGAUCCCUGCAGCCAUUGUCUCGCGCCAGCACUGUGUCCUCGAGCUGGACAUCGACCGAGGCGCCAUAUACGUCAUUGACUGCAGCACAAACGGCACAUUCCUGAAUGGCUUGCGGCUGCCGCCGAAAACCACAGGGAAGGUGCUUGUCUCGCACGGAGACGAGCUCCUGCUACAAGACCCGGCCAAUGACCAGGAGUUCGGAUAUGUUGUGAAUAUCCAAGAGCUGAAUGUCCGAGAGCAGACGAAGCUGCAGGCUCCACGGCGUCUUCUCUCCACCGAGGAGUCUUCAACCAUGGGCCGUGACUUCUAUUGA